This is a messenger RNA of Rhineura floridana, 2327 nucleotides long. RefSeq names its product NADPH oxidase 4 (gene NOX4). Bases 362 to 1885 code for a protein of 507 amino acids. Gene Ontology annotation, cellular component: NADPH oxidase complex; plasma membrane. The transcript has 18 exons. The record is from RefSeq and is a predicted model, not a curated record. Gene Ontology annotation, molecular function: superoxide-generating NAD(P)H oxidase activity. Gene Ontology annotation, biological process: superoxide anion generation; defense response. Lineage: Eukaryota; Metazoa; Chordata; Lepidosauria; Squamata; Rhineuridae.
GAGGAGAGGGGCAGGCCGGAAGGAGGGGGGGAGGGAGAGGCUUGGCUUCCAGCUGCUGAAAAGGAAGAGCCGCUCUCCGGCUGCCCCCAAAGCACAAAGGGAGAGCCGGUGGCGGGGACUCCUCCAUCGGCGCGGCGGGGACCAUGGCUGCAUCCUGCAAGAGCUGGCUGGCCAACGAGGGAAGCAAACACCUCCUCCUGUUGCUCUGGCUGUCUCUCAACGUGGGAUUGUUUUGGAAAACUUUCCGGCUGUAUUACCAGGAACCUCAGUAUUACUAUUUGCAUCAGAUGCUGGGGGAUUGUGCCUCAGCAGAGCUUCUGCUUCUGCCCUUAACCUCAACUGCAGCCUGGUCCUCUUGCCCAUGUGUCGGAUUCUCCUGGCCUUCCUCCGAGGGUCUCGGAAGGUGGCUGGCCGAAAAACCAGAAGGCUUCUGGAUAAAAGCAAAACUUUCCAUGUAACGUGUGGCAUCACAAUAUGCAUCUUUUCAGUGCUUCAUGUUGCUGCUCACCUGGUGAAUGCUUUGAACUUCUCUGUGAACUACAGCGAAGAGUUCCUUGCACUCAAUGUGGCCAGCUACCAUGGUGAGGAUCCCAGGAAACUCCUUUUUGCUACAGUACCUGGAUUAACUGGGGUUCUUAUGGUGCUGGUGUUAUUCCUCAUGUCUACAGCCUCGACUUAUGCCAUUCGGGUUUCUAAUUAUGACGUCUUCUGGUACACCCACAACCUCUUUUUUGUCUUCUAUCUGCUGCUGAUGUUGCAUGUUUCUGGGGGAGUUCUGAAAUAUCAGACAAAUCUAAAGGAGCAUCCUCCUGGGUGUUUGAACCCCAAUGCAACAAUUCGAGAGAACAGACGAUUUGCAGCUGGUUUCGAAAAGUCACUCUCUGAAAAUGUCUUGGAGCCUCUCCCAGAAGGGUUGGUGGAGCUAGAGUCUCUUCUCCAAAACAGCUUUGUGUGUACUGAGGAACCAAAAUUCCAAGCCCAUUUCCCUGAGACAUGGCUUUGGAUCUCCGGACCGUUGUGCUUAUACUGUGCCGAAAGGCUCUACCGCUAUAUCUGUAGUAGCAAUAAACCUGUUGCAAUAACUGCUGCGAUCAGCCACCCCUGUGAUGUCCUUGAGGUACGGAUGAUGAAGCAAGACUUCAAAGCGAGGCCUGGGCAGUAUGUCAUCCUGCAUUGUCCCAGUGUGUCGUCUGUGGAAAGCCAUCCAUUCACCCUAACGCUGUGCCCAACAGCUACCGAAGCAACAUUUGGAGUCCACAUUAAAGUCGUAGGCGACUGGACAGAGAGGUUUCGGGAUAUGCUGUUUCUACAUUCCUCUUGGGAUGCUGAGAUGCUGCCAGUCUUCCAGCAAAGGCAUUAUCCUAAAAUGUAUGUGGAUGGUCCCUUUGGGAGUCCCUUUGAAGAAUCCUUUAAUUACGAGGUCAGCCUCUGUGUCGCUGGUGGUAUUGGAGUCACGCCGUUUGCAUCGAUCCUCAACACCCUGCUUGAUGACUGGGAAUGCUACAAGCUGAGGAGACUGUACUUCAUUUGGGUGUGCAGAGACAUCGCCUCGUUCCGCUGGUUUGCUGAUCUGCUCUGCAAAUUGCAUGACAAGCUCUGGCAAGAAAACCGACCAGACUUUGUAAAUAUCCAGCUGUACCUCAGUCGAACAGAUGGGAUGCAGAAAAUAAUUGGAGAGAAAUAUCAAGUGCUGAACCGCCGGCUUUUGAUUGGGCGGCCUCGCUGGAAACUCCUGUUUAAUGAAAUAGCCAAGUGUAACCGACAGAAGACAGUUGGCGUUUUUUGCUGCGGACCCCGGGGGAUCUCAAAAGCCCUUCACAAACUGAGCAACAGCAGUAAUCCCUAUGGGACGCGGUUUGAAUACAAUAAAGAAUCCUUCAGCUGAAAGCCUCCAGGACCUAGAAGGACUGUCUGGAUGACCUGAGUGCAAUUAAAAAGACUUCAAAAUCUGCAGCAUUAGCCUGGUGCCAUGUACCAAAGAGUAGCAAAAUUGUGUGUGUGCAUGUGUGUGUGUAAUUUAUAACUAUUUAAAACUCUAGGAAGCAAAGAAAUACACUCUAGCUGGAUAUGCACAAAAUAUCUUGGGAGCUGGCAGUUCAUCUUUCCAGAGAGCUUGAAUUAGCAGAAGGCAAUUAGAGACACAUAUAGUGGCUUAUAUGGCUGGCUUUAAGAUCAGUCUGGGGAACAAAUGAACCUUCUCCUAAGGGCUGCAGCCCCCAGAAAGUGGCAUCGGUUGAAAACUAGAUUGUUCAGGCUGGGGUGGGGUGGUGGUGGAAUACAUUGGAAAUGAAGUUCUUCUCUGUGCUGGCAAAUAAAUAAAGGAACUU